This is a messenger RNA of Miscanthus lutarioriparius, 243 nucleotides long. The record is from the annotation of a GenBank genome assembly. NCBI's taxonomy places the organism in Eukaryota, Viridiplantae, Streptophyta, Magnoliopsida, Poales, Poaceae.
AUGGCUGUGCUGUGCGUCCUGGCCGUGGUGCUCUCGUCCAUGGGCGCGCUGCUCCUCGGUUUGGCCUUCACGACCAUCCCCUGGACGAUCGAACCCGGCUUGAUCGUGUUCCAGUCCGACAGCGACCGGACGGCGUACGUGGCCGAGUUGGCGAGCGGCGGCGUCGCCCUCGGCCUCGGUUGCGGCUGCGCAGCCAUCCUCGCGCUCCGAUGCUGCUGCGGCUCACAUUCAUUGCUCGCCUGA